UGAAGUCCCUGAGCUUUUAUUGGACGGUCUGGUCUAACGUCACCAACUUGACCUUUGAGUUGGCCAAUCAACGGUAAGGAGGUCUUAGCAUGCCUUCACUACCCCGCCCGGAAGGGGCGGACCAUAUGUCAAAAGCAGCCAAUGAGGGGCCCAGGAGACGCGUCUCCACGAGAGCGACCGCGCGAACUCUCCCGCGGUGUGUAACUGGAGGAGUACUGCAUCCAUGGAACAAACUGAAGGCGCGAGAACGUGCCAAGGCCAUCAAACCUAUUGAUGGGAAGUCAGUCCAUCAAAUUUGUUCUGGGCAGGUGGUACUCAGUUUAAGCACUGCUGUGAAGGAGUUGAUAGAAAAUAGUAUAGAUGCUGGUGCUACUAGUAUUGAUCUAAGGCUUAAAGACUAUGGGGUGGACCUCAUUGAAGUUUCAGACAAUGGAUGUGGGGUAGAAGAAGAAAACUUUGAAGGUCUAGCUCUGAAACAUCACACGUCUAAGAUUCAAGAGUUUGCCGACCUCACACAGGUUGAAACUUUCGGCUUUCGGGGAGAAGCUCUGAGCUCUCUGUGUGCACUGAGUGACAUCACUGUAUCUACCUGCCAUGCGUCUGCAAGCAUUGGGACCCGACUGGUGUUUGACCAUAAUGGGAAAAUCAUCCAGAGAACUCCCUACCCUCGACCUAAAGGAACCACGGUCAGCGUGCAGCACUUAUUUUAUACACUGCCCGUGCGUCACAAAGAAUUUCAAAGGAACAUUAAAAAGGAGUAUGCCAAAAUGGUCCAGGUCUUACAGGCAUACUGUAUCAUUUCAGCAGGCGUCCGUGUAAGUUGCACUAAUCAACUUGGACAGGGAAAACGGCAACCCGUGGUGUGCACAAGCGGAAGCUCUGGCAUGAAGGAAAAUAUUGGGUCUGUGUUUGGCCAGAAGCAGUUGCAAAGCCUCAUUCCUUUUGUUCAACUGCCCCUUAGUGACUCUGUUUGUGAAGAGUAUGGCCUGAGCCCUUCCAGGACUCCACAGAAUCUUUUCUACAUCUCAGGCUUCAUUUCACAGUGCACACAUGGUGCCGGGAGGAGUGCAACAGACAGGCAGUUCUUCUUCAUCAACCAGCGGCCUUGUGACCCAGCAAAGGUCUCUAAACUUGUAAAUGAGGUUUACCACAUGUAUAAUCGGCAUCAGUAUCCGUUUGUCGUUCUUAACGUUUCUGUUGAUUCAGAAUGUGUCGAUAUUAACGUAACUCCAGAUAAAAGGCAAAUUCUACUCCAGGAAGAGAAGCUUUUGCUGGCAGUUUUAAAGACCUCCUUGAUAGGAAUGUUCGACGGUGACGCAAACAAGCUUAAUGUCAACCAGCAGCCGCUGCUGGAUGUUGAAGGUAACUUAGUAAAGCCGCGUACCGCAGGGAUAGAAAAGCCUGUGUCUGGAAAGCGAGACAGCUCUCCGUCAUUGACGGUCACAGCAGGCGACAGAAGGGUAGCAUCCAUCUCCAGGCUGCGAGAGGCCUUUUCUCUUCAUCCUGCUACAGAGAUCAAGUCUAGGAGCCCAGAGACUCCUGCUCUGAAACAGAGUUUUCCAAGUGAGAAAAGGGGCGUGUCAUCUUCUCAUCCUUCAGACAUCCUCUCUUGUGGAGGCUUACGUGGCUCGCAGGACAAAUUGGUCAGUCCCACGGACAGCCCUGGUGACUGUAUGGACAGAAAGAAAACAGAAAAAGACUCAGGGCUCAGCAGCACCUCAGCUGGCUCUGAGGAAGGGUUCAGCACCCCAGAAGUGGCCAGUAGCUUUAGCAGUGACUAUAACAUGAGCUCCCCAGAAGACAGACCUUCUCAGGAAAACAUAAACUGUGGUGAGAUGGACUACCAUCUUUCAAACACAGGACAGCAUUUGAAGCCAGAAGACAGUGGAUAUCAGUGUAGAUCUUUACCUCCAGCUCAUCUCUCGCCCUCAAAUGCUAAGCGUCUCAAGACAGAAGAAAGGUCUUCAGAUAUUGACAUUCCUCAAAAACUGCUUGAUCAUCAGAACACCUCAGCAGCUGAGGUUGAUGUAGCCAUAAAAAUUAAUAAGAAAAUCGUGCUCCUUGACUUCUCUAUGAGUUCUUUAGCUAAACGAAUGAAGCAGUUACAGCACCUAAAGCUGCAGAACAAAACUGAACAGAAUUACAGGAAAUUUAGGGCCAAGAUUUCCCCUGGAGAAAAUCAAGCAGCAGAAGAUGAACUCAGAAAAGAGAUUAGUAAAUCAAUGUUUGCAGAGAUGGAGAUCUUGGGCCAGUUUAACCUGGGAUUUAUAGUAACCAAACUGGGAGAGGACCUCUUCCUGGUGGACCAGCACGCUGCGGACGAGAAGUACAACUUUGAGAUGCUGGAGCAGCACACCGUGCUGCAGGCGCAGAGGCUCAUCACACCCCAGACUCUGAACUUAACUGCUGUCAAUGAAGCUGUGCUGAUAGAAAAUCUGGAAAUAUUCAGAAAGAAUGGCUUUGACUUUGUCAUUGAUGAGGAUGCUCCAGUCACGGAAAGGGCUAAAUUGAUAUCCUUACCAACUAGUAAAAACUGGACCUUUGGACCCCAAGAUAUAGAUGAACUGAUCUUUAUGCUAAGUGACAGCCCUGGGGUCAUGUGCCGGCCCUCAAGAGUCAGACAGAUGUUUGCUUCCAGGGCCUGUCGGAAGUCUGUGAUGAUUGGAACUGCUCUCAAUGCAAGCGAGAUGAAGAAGCUCAUCACCCACAUGGGUGAGAUGGACCACCCCUGGAACUGUCCCCACGGAAGGCCAACCAUGAGGCACAUCGCCAACCUGGAUGUCAUCUCUCAGAACUGAUGCGCCCGCCUCCGCUUGUAGCAUAGAGUUUAUUACAGAUUGUUCUCUUUGGAAAGAGAGAUUUUAAGUAAUCUGAUUAUCAUUCAAAAAUUAGCAUGCUACUUUAAUGUCCCAGAUCCAUUUAAAAACAGUGUUAAGCCAGGCCUAGGGGCAUGUGCCUCUAGCCUACGCUACUUGGGAGAUUCAUGUGGGAGGCUCAUUUGAGCCCAGGAGUUUGAGACCACCCUGAGCUACAUUAGUGAGACUGUUUCAAGGACAAAAACAUUUAUUUUUGAAGCCUUUUCACUAUGUCUGCAGUCACUGUUCUGCAAUUUGUGUGUGUGUGUGUGUGUGUGUGUGUGUGUGUAAGAGAGAGAGAGAGAGAGAGAGAGAGAGAGAGAGAGAACACAAGCGAGCACUUGGAAGAUAACCAGUUUUCCCUCUAUCUGGGAACUUUGAGCCCUCAAUGACAAUUGAAUUCUAUUUGUUUGCUUUCUUUUUUCCUCAUCUACCUAACCCCACCCCUGUGUCUGAGUCAGCACUUCAUCUAACCCCACCCCUGUGACUGACUCAGUACUUCAUGUAACUCAGGCUUCUCUUGAACUUGUUUUGUCACCAAGGUUGUCCUAGAACUGAACUUGCCUCCACCACCCAAGUGCUGGGAUCACAGGUGUGUGUCAUACAUACCCACAUUAAAAAAUAUGGUCCUUUGGGAUCAGCUCUCAA
Apodemus sylvaticus (European woodmouse) is the source of this 3503-nucleotide messenger RNA. RefSeq names its product PMS1 homolog 2, mismatch repair system component (gene Pms2). Gene Ontology annotation, cellular component: MutLalpha complex. Gene Ontology annotation, biological process: mismatch repair. Gene Ontology annotation, molecular function: ATP-dependent DNA damage sensor activity; ATP binding; ATP hydrolysis activity. Bases 90 to 2798 code for a protein of 902 amino acids. The transcript is spliced from 15 exons. The record is from RefSeq and is a predicted model, not a curated record. Lineage: Eukaryota; Metazoa; Chordata; Mammalia; Rodentia; Muridae.